Messenger RNA from Funneliformis mosseae, 1173 nucleotides. The record is from the annotation of a GenBank genome assembly. NCBI's taxonomy places the organism in Eukaryota, Fungi, Glomeromycota, Glomeromycetes, Glomerales, Glomeraceae.
GCGACUUCAGAUUUUCCUCACUUGCUUAUAUAUGGUCCUUCAGGUGCAGGAAAAAAGACGUGUAUUUCUUGCCUAUUAGAAGAGUUAUAUGGUCCAGGCGUUCGAAAGUUUUCACUGUUUUCACCCGCUGUAAUGUCUACUUUAGAAAUUCCUUUUUUUGUUCGAAUUGAUAAAGCGAUCUCUUCUUAUUUCGAAAAUAAACCAACCUUAUGGUCGGAUGAUAGCUUCCUCGAAAAAUUGAAGCCGUUAAUUAUGGAAGACGAGGUUGCUGAACUUUCAUCGGAAAUAAAUAACGAUGAUAUGAAAGAUGAACAAGCGCGAUAUAUUGCAGACCUUUUAAGUAAUCAGGUAUCUUUUCUUAGUAUAUUAAGCACAACACAGGGGGGGUGUUGUUCCUCUAGCACACAAGAGCUUGGAGAUAUUAUUUCUCCUAAAACUGUGGGUGUCGUUCUUCUUUGGACUCCUGGGGGGUGUCGUCCUUUGUUUCUUGCAAACAGUCCUAUAGAGGUGUCGUUCUUCUUUGGACUCCUGGGGGGGUGUCGUCCUUUGUUUCUUGCAAACAGUCCUAUAGGGAAAUUAACCGCAACCAAUGCAAGCUUUUGGAAAAAGCUAAAAAUGGAAAAGAAUCGCAAGCUUUCUGAAGCUAAUCUCCAUCAUAAAAAGACUAUUCACGAGCUUGACCAAUAUAUUAAUACAAAUAGUAAGGAUACCACGAUGAAUAUUCUUGAAAUUGCCAAACCCGCUAAAUGUUCUGAGCAAGAUGAUGAAUCUACAAAAUCUGAUGAAGGAACCAUUGCUAAAUUGUUGGCACAAAUAUUACAAAAUAAAUUUGAAAAAGCUGGUAGUUUAGCGCAAAAUGAAGAUCAAAGAUUAUCGUUAAAGAAAUGUCAAUCAGAAAUUGAUUUUACGCAAGAUGAAGAUCAAAAAUUAUUAUUAAAGAAACACCAAUUAGAAAUCGAAGAGUCAGAAUUACCUAAAUCGAAAAAAUUUGAAGCUGUAACUGAUUCUACGCAAAAUGAAGAUCAAGGGAUAUUGAAAGAAUUAACUGAUUUUACGCAAGAUGAAGAUCGAAGAUUGUCAUUAAGGGAACAUCAGUUAUCAAUCGAAGAACGCGAAAUAAAACUUGAACGCAAAAGAAUAGAACUAAUGAAAUUAAAAAAAAGCUUAAUAUAG